GGAAAUUGUUCCAAGUAACUUUUUACAUGGAAACAGGCUGUUGGAUAAUUUGAAGAUUUAGUUUUCUUAUUCAGUCAAAUGCUGUUUUAGUUUUUUCCAGGUGGUUUAUUAUUUUCAGAAAUGAAAUGUGCAAUUCAAUUGAAACGAAAAGCUGAAUUGAGAUUAUUGGCAAAAUCUGUCGGCUGCAGGUCAUCGGUCGUGAUUUCAAUCCGAUGUUUGUCUGACAGCAGUGCUGAUGUUUCGUCGCCUCCUGUGAGGUCUAUUGGGAAAGUGCUGAUCGCGAACAGAGGCGAGAUCGCGUGUCGUGUCAUUCGGACUGCACGAAAGCUAGGCAUCAAAUCAGUCGCUGUCUUCUCAGAUGCCGAUGCCAACUCACUCCAUGUCCACAUGGCAGACGAGGCAGUGCACAUUGGACCGGCCACUUCUAGUCUGAGUUAUUUGAACUACGAGAAGAUUCUAGAAGUAUCUAGACUGUUGGGAGUGGAUGCGAUCCAUCCUGGCUAUGGCUUCCUGUCUGAGAGUGUGGAGUUUGCAGAUGCGUGCAGUAAGCAGGGAGUCGUCUUCAUUGGACCGCCCACCAGUGCAAUUAGAGACAUGGGAAUCAAGAGUAUUUCCAAAGCAAUCAUGAGUGAGGCUGGAGUUCCCAUCAUCCCUGGAUACCACGGGGAAGACCAGUCAGUGGAGAGAUUGAGACAGGAGGCUGCCAAGAUAGGAUACCCUGUGAUGCUCAAGGCGGUGAGAGGGGGAGGGGGCAAGGGGAUGCGUAUUGUGCAGUGUGAGAGUGAGUUUGUGGCCAUGCUGGAGAGUGCGAAGAGUGAAGCGAGGAAGGCAUUUGCAAAUGACGAGAUGCUCAUCGAGAAGUUUGUGGUGAAGCCCAGACACGUGGAGGUGCAGGUGUUGUGUGACUUGUGGGGCAAUGGAGUGCACCUGUUCGAGAGGGACUGCAGUGUGCAGAGGAGACACCAGAAGAUCAUCGAGGAGGCCCCUGCUCCAGGUGUUCCUCGGGACGUGGCUAUGCAGCUGGGAGAGGUUGCAGUGAAGGCUGCUAAAGCUGUCAACUACGUCGGAGCAGGUACAGUUGAGUUUGUGAUGGACAGUGAGUUGAACUUCUUCUUCAUGGAGAUGAACACUAGACUGCAAGUGGAACACCCAAUCACUGAGAUGAUCACAGGACAGGACUUAGUUGAGUGGCAGUUCAAGGUCGCGGAAGGAUCAAAGCUUCCACUCACUCGAGAUCAGUUGAAGGUAAACGGACACUCAUUCGAAGCCAGAAUAUACGCCGAGGAUCCAGACAAUAACUUCAUGCCGGGAGCAGGGGUGCUCAAGAGGCUAGUGGCGCCCACACCAGUAGAGAACGAGGUCAGAAUCGAAACUGGGGUCACUGAAGGAGACGAAGUGACAGUGCAUUAUGAUCCGUUGAUCGCCAAACUGGUCGUAUGGUCUCAGGACAGAAAUCUUGCUCUGAGAAAACUGGCAUCAUGUCUUGACACUUACCAAAUUCUGGGGUUGAAAACGAACAUCGGCUUUCUGAAGUCGCUCGCUACUCACGAGUCGUUUGUACGUGGAGAAGUGAACACCGAUUUCAUCCCCGACAACUAUGACUCACUCUUCCCUUCUCGGGAAAUGUCGAAGGAGAGAGUGCUUCACAAUAUCUGUAAAGCGUGUCUAGCACUCAUUCUCAACCGAAGAAUACAUGCUCCCAAAUCAGGAUCAGCUUGGGAUCUUCUCAAAAACUUUCGAGUGAAUUCAGAGGCAGUGGAGACUUUUAAAUUGAAACUCUCUUCCGGCGAAGAUGUUUUGAGUCCUAAAGUCACUUUCAAGCGUAAUGGCGACUUUGCAGUCGAGAUGAACAAUGAAACAAUUAUAUGCCAGCUUUUGACCUCUGCUACUGAUUUGCAGUCGCUUGAUACUUUGAAAUCAAUCAGAUGUCGAAUCGGGGACCAACUAGUUUCCUUUGGAGCGGACUUGACCGGUGAUGUGGUGUCAAUAUUGCCGCAUGGAUCCUCCGAAAUAGUGGAGUUCAAAGUAGAACCAGUACAGAAGAUAAGUUCAGGAGACGAGGCAUCGACUGCUUCAACUGAGAAGGCGGCAGUCGCUCCCAUGACUGGAAUCAUCGACAAGAUCCUGGUCAAAGUGGGAGACGUUAUUAAGAAGAACGAUCCUCUGGUUAUAAUGACAGCCAUGAAAAUGGAGUACACAAUUAAGGCGCCCAGGAGUGGAAUUGUGGAAUGUGUGUUGUUUGGGAGUGGAGAAACUGUCGACAGACACGCAGUCAUAGUCGAGAUAGCAGAGACAGAUAACCAGAUAGAUAAAGACUCUAAUACUACUACUACUACUACUACUACUACUACUACUGUAACAUAGCACCACGUGUACGAGUACCUUAGCCAAUCAACUCAGCAGAGACAACAGUUGCAGUUUAUUUAUUAACUAAAACAUCUCAAAACGUUGGACAUAGAUUACAUUCUCUUACAGUUCAGGGUUUACUUUUUCCAAAUCGAUGAGAUGCAAUGUAUGUUUAGUUUGAUUUGUAGCAGGACAAGUGAUUUUAUGUCUCCAUAUUUCACUAUAUCUGCUUUUAAUUUAUGCAUAAUUUAUUCGUAGUUCAUAGUUUUUUAGUUGA
Messenger RNA from Symsagittifera roscoffensis, 2623 nucleotides. RefSeq names its product methylcrotonoyl-CoA carboxylase subunit alpha, mitochondrial-like. Gene Ontology annotation, cellular component: mitochondrion. Gene Ontology annotation, molecular function: metal ion binding; ATP binding; methylcrotonoyl-CoA carboxylase activity. The transcript is spliced from 15 exons. The record is from RefSeq and is a predicted model, not a curated record. NCBI's taxonomy places the organism in Eukaryota, Metazoa, Xenacoelomorpha, Acoela, Convolutidae. Bases 121 to 2364 code for a protein of 747 amino acids.